Molecule: messenger RNA, 5261 nt
Organism: Daktulosphaira vitifoliae (grape phylloxera)
Lineage: Eukaryota; Metazoa; Arthropoda; Insecta; Hemiptera; Phylloxeridae
Gene: Ufd4
Product: E3 ubiquitin-protein ligase Ufd4
Exons: 24
Coding region: 1-5163 (1720 amino acids)
Biological process (GO): anatomical structure development; protein K63-linked ubiquitination; proteasome-mediated ubiquitin-dependent protein catabolic process
Cellular component (GO): nuclear speck
Molecular function (GO): ubiquitin protein ligase activity; metal ion binding
Source: RefSeq, a predicted model, not a curated record
AUGUAUAUACAAUUAGGAUUCUAUUUUCAAGUUUUUCAAAUAUUAAAUAAAUUAUUACUUACAAUAACAUUUCAGAUACGAAAACAAGCUCAAGAAAUAUAUGAUAAAUUCUUCAAAGCAGCUCAAGCUCAACCAAGAGGUGUUGUUGCUAAGCUCAGGAAAAUUGUUUCUUCAAUUGAAUAUUGUUUAAAUAAUCAAACUACUGCUGAUAAAGAUCUUUUGAAUAAAGAACACUGGACAAUCACAUUUUACAAUGCAAUAUUAGAUUUAAAACAGUUAUUAAUGGAGGAUGAAGGUAGUGUUUCUGCUUAUGAAAUAUAUAGUAGCGGGCUUGUAGAAGUUUUAUUACAACUUCUUUCACAAAAUAACCAACAUAACACUGAUGUUAUGAUUAAAGAUUUGCAUAAAUUAAGAAUUGAUAUUUUUAUCAAAUGUUUUAAAGAAAAAAAAAAUGAUAAAAGUAAUGAAACUUGUGCUUCUGUUUUGGUUCAAAAAUUAAUAUCAGUUUUAGAAUCCAUUGAACGUUUGCCAGUUUAUUUAUAUGAAUCACCUGGAGCAUUCCAUGGAUUACAGAUUUUCUCAAGACGAGUUAGAUUCCGUCUAGAAAAAGCUCUUAAAGAAACAACACUAGUAGAUCGUUCUGGUAGAGGAUUACGUAUGGAACCUUUAACUACAGUACAACAACUUGAAAAACAUUUAUUAAAAAUGGUUGCUAAACAGUGGUAUGAUCAUGAACGCUCUACGUUUAAUUAUGUGAAAAAAUUAAAAGAUAAAAGUAAUCUACCAAUAAAGUUCAAACAUUACUAUGAUUUUGAUAAAAAUGGAAUUAUAUAUUGGGUUGGAACUAAUGGAAAAACAUCAAUUGAUUGGGUAAAUCCUGGGCAAUAUGGCCUUAUGUUAGUUCAAUCAUCUGAUGGACGCAAUUUACCUUAUGGACAAAUUGAAGAUAUUCUUAGCCGAGAUUCUGUUGCAAUAAAUUGUCAUACAAAUGAUGAUUCAAAAGCUUGGUUCUCAAUAGAUUUAGGAUUAUGGGUUAUACCAACUGACUAUACACUUAGACAUGCUAGAGGGUAUGGCCGAUCAGCUCUGAGGAACUGGUUAUUUCAGAUGUCAAAAGAUGGAACCAAUUGGACAACAUUAUAUACACAUAUGGAUGAUACAGCAUUGAACGAACCUGGUAAUACUGCUACAUGGUCAAUAGAAAUAAAUGAUAAAGAUGAAAAUCAAGGUUGGCGAUAUAUCAGAAUUCAACAAAAUGGGAAAAAUGCUUCUGGGCAAACUCAUUACCUUUCAUUGUCAGGAUUUGAAAUUUAUGGAACUGUAACUGGUGUUUGUGAAGACCUAGGUAAAGCUGCUAAAGAAGCUGAAGCUAAUCUAAAACGUCAACGGCGAUUAUUUAAAGCCCAAAUGUGUAAACAAAUGAUAUCGGGAGCUAGAGUUAUGCGUGGUUUAGAUUGGAAAUGGAGAGAUCAAGAUGGUAUCCCACCAUGUGUUGGAACAGUUACAGGAGAUUUACACAAUGGUUGGAUAGAUGUAAUAUGGGAUCAUGGCGUAACAAAUUCAUACAGAAUGGGUGCUGAAGGGAAAUUUGAUCUACGGCUAGUUGGUGAAACCCAAACUACAUUAACCUCAAAAUUUAAAUGCAGUAGUCCUAACGCUACAUUUUCUAACAUUAUGACAAGAAUGUCAACAUCAACUCCUAGUCUACCAGAAGCAUCUAAUGAUAGUUUAAAUACCAGUGUAUCAGUAGCUAGCACAGACCAAUCAGCAUCAGCAGAUAACUUGGCAGCCAAACAAACUGCUCAACAUUUAACUGAUAGUAUAAUGUCUGUUAUGAGACUAGAUUCAUCUGUUGCACAGGCUUCAACCAAUCAAUUAGAUAAUUCACUUCGUAUAGUUGUACACCCAACACCAUCAGUUGAUCUUGCUACAAUUGUUGAGUCAACAGCAAAUGAUGAAACUCUACAAAAUAUUGAAAACAAUAAAAAGAACAGUAACUGUUAUGAAGAAGAAUUUUUGCCAGCUCUUGGUAAAGUCAAACCAGCUUAUCGUCGUAGUUCUGUUACUAGCCUUGUUCACACACUCCAAUCAAUUCAGAUUGACAAUCCAUCAAAUAACAAACCAAGUCCAGUAGAUAAACCCAUUAUUAUUAUGCAUCACAAUGGCCAAGAUACCUCAAAUGCUCAAAUUCAAGAUUUGUCAUCUGACACUUUAAUUAAUAAUGCUAAUAAUUCUGCUUUUAAUACAGAGUUAUGCAAUCAAAAUAAUUUAGAUAUAGAAAAAGAAAACAAAAAAGAAGAGAAUCGAAACAAUGCAUCAAAUCAUAUGAGUGUUAGUGUACCAAAUUUAACAUCAAAUGGUGUACCCAGAUCUCAAAAUGAUAUACCUAUGCAAAAACCCCUUGCUGAGGCUUAUGCACCAUAUCAAAAACAUCGUAACAACAAUCAUAAUAAUCAAAAUCAAAUAACCAAUCAUAUAUCUCAAAGAGUUCCAACUUCAGUAUCUAGUCUUGUUCGUUUAGCUCUCUCUACAAACUNUCCAACUUCAGUAUCUAGUCUUGUUCGUUUAGCUCUCUCUACAAACUUUCCAGGAGGUUUGCUUCAAACAGCACAAAGUUAUCCUAGUCUUUCCGCUAGUAAUUCCACAAAUAACUCUUGCUCUAUUACAACAAUUGCAAACAGAACAUUUUGUGUUGGUGAAGCUCUUACUAUGAGUCUAGCUUCUACAUCCAGUGAUAGUGAACAAGUCAGUUUAGAAGAUUUUUUGGAUAGUGUUCGAGCUCCUGCUUUGUUUGCUGAACUAGAAGAUGAUGAAGAAAUUGUAGAAGAUGAUGAUAUGCCUGAUGAUGAUGAAAAUGAAGAUGAACAAGAAUAUGAGGAAGUUAUGGUUUCUAGAAACUUAUUAGCUAUGGAAGAAGAAGCUUAUGAAGCUCAACAUGCUGCUAUUGCUAGUAUUGUUGGUGCUGAUAGAUGUGGUAAUCCAUACAAGAGAAGAUCAUGGGAUGAUGACUAUGUAUUAAGAAGAGAAUUUACAGCUCUCAUACCAGCAUUUGAUCCUCGCCCAGGCCGCACUAAUGUUAACCAAACUUCAGAUUUAGAAAUUUUAGCACCUCCAGAAAAUGAAGAUGAUGAAAACCCUGAUGAUUUAACUAAAGAUAAAAGUGAUUCCUCAAGUCCCUCUACAUUACCAAGACUAAAACUAACAUUAAAAGGACCUAAUUUGCCUGGGGUUAAAGAUGUAGAAGUAGAGUUGAAGGAUCCUAAUUGGACCAUCUUCCAUGCUGUUCAAAAAUUAGCUCAAUUAGCUGAUCUUGGAAGCCGUCAAGAAAGAUCUAGGCGUAUUUGGGAACCUACUUAUACAAUUAUUUAUGAAGAACUAACUACUGAAACACUAGAACAGAGAUCAAAUCUUGAUAAUCAGUGGGAUUCUGACUUACCAAUAUUUUCUACACGUACUCAAUUAAGCAACACUGGUUGUACAGUUGAUCAUGUUUUACAAUUAUUACGGCAACUCCAUAAUCUUUCCAUUAAUCCGAAGAUCUCUUUAUUGAAACCCUAUAAUAAUGAAAUUUUUGUAGAAUAUACAAAAGAUAAUGGAGAAUUAAUUAAUGGUGAAAUAUUUAAUAGUAAGAAAAUGACUAAUAAGCUCGUUCAACAAAUUCAAGAUCCUUUAGUAUUAAGUUCUGGUGCACUUCCAUCUUGGUGUGAACAUUUGAAUCUUUCCUAUUCAUUUUUAUUUCCAUUUGAAACUCGACAUCUGUACUUUAAUUGUACAGCUUUUGGGCCAUCUAGAUCCAUAGUUUGGUUACAAUCUCAACGUGAAAAUGUAGAGCGUCAUCGGACAAGCUCUAGUUUACCACUUAGAAGAGAAGAGGAAUAUAGAGUAGGUCGUUUAAAACAUGAUCGUGUUCGUAUCCCUCGGGGUGAUAAUAUAUUAGCUUGGAGUAGGCAACUUAUGCGAGCUCAUAUUGAUCGACAGACAGUUUUGGAAGUUGAGUUUAUAGGGGAGGAAGGUACAGGUUUAGGUCCAACACUAGAGUUUUACUCACUUAUUGCUGCAGAAUUUCAACGCAAAGAUCUUUGUAUGUGGGUGUGUAAUGAUGAUCUUCUUGAAAAUACUAAACAGUGCAGUUGGCUUGAAGAAGGAACAAAACCACCUGGUUACUAUGUUAGGAGGCCUGCUGGUUUAUAUCCUGCACCAUUGCCACAAGAUUCACCUUGUUGUGACAGAGCUGUUAAACAUUUUUGGUUCCUAGGCAUGUUCUUGGCUAAAGUUCUUCAAGAUAAUCGUUUGAUUGAUCUUCCUUUAUCUGUGCCCUUUUUAAAAUUAUUAACAAAAGCUAAAGAUAAUGAGUUUUGCAGAAUUCUUAAUGAUUCUGAUUUGUUUGAUAUUGAUGAAGAACAAGCAACAUUUAUUAGAAAUUUAAAAGAUUUAAUUUCAUUAAAAGAAAAAAUUAUGCAAGAUCAAUCACUGAGUAGUGAAGAGAAACAAGAGCAAAUUCAAAGACUACAAUUUCAGUGUGGUAAUACUGGAAAAGUUAAUUUAGAAAAUUUAAGUUUGAGCAUGAUCUACCUUCCAUCGUCAUACUGCUUCCCUUUUACUCAUAUAAAUUUAGUUGAUGAAGGUUUCAAUAAGGAUGUCACCAUGGAUAAUGUAGAGCAAUAUGUUAGUUUAAUGACUGACUUUAUUUUGGAAAAAGGAAUAAAAAGACAAAUGGAUGCAUUAAAAGCUGGUUUUUGUCGUGUUUUUUCUAUUGAAAAAUUAAAUGCUUUCACACCUUUAGAAUUAAGACGAAUGUUGUGUGGACAACAAGAACCAGAAUGGACUAGAGAAGAUUUAUUGAACUACACUGAACCUAAACUAGGAUAUAACAGAGAAAGCCCUGGAUUCUUGAGAUUAGUAAAUGUGUUAGAGCAAAUGAAUGCUGAAGAAAGGAAAUCGUUUCUACAAUUUACCACUGGUUGUUCAUCCUUACCACCUGGUGGUUUGGCAAACCUUUAUCCUAGACUUACAGUUGUCCGUAAAGUUGAUGCUGGUGCAGGAAGCUUUCCAUCAGUAAAUACAUGUGUUCAUUAUUUAAAAUUACCUGAGUAUCCAGAUGAACAGACCUUAAGAGAACGCCUUUUGGCAGCCACACUUGAGAAAGGCUUCCAUCUUAAUUAAAACUUAUUUUUGUUAGUUAUGUUAAAUUCUAAGAAAAUUUAUAUAAUCCACUCAUAUAGUAUAUAUAUUCAAAAUAAUUAUACAAUUUUUAUUUCAAA